Molecule: messenger RNA, 2158 nt
Organism: Salpingoeca rosetta
Lineage: Eukaryota; Choanoflagellata; Craspedida; Salpingoecidae
Product: syntaxin binding protein 2
Exons: 15
Coding region: 125-2074 (649 amino acids)
Biological process (GO): vesicle-mediated transport; intracellular protein transport
Cellular component (GO): plasma membrane; secretory granule
Molecular function (GO): syntaxin binding
Source: RefSeq, a predicted model, not a curated record
AUUUCAGGCACCCACAAAUGACGCAGCAAGCAAGCAGCGCGUCCACUCAGCAAACCCCCACACACGCAGCACCACGCACCAAAGCUAACGUGCACCGCAUCGCGUGAACUCGCACCACGUCAACAUGUCCUUGUCUCUUGGAGGUCCCUCACGGGAGGAGCUGGAGCAGUUCUCCCUCAAGGCCAUCGUUCAAGCAAAGAUCCGCGAUGAGGUGCUGCAUGGCAUCAAAGUGGAGGAAGGCGAUCUGUGGAAGGUGUUGGUGGUGGACGACACGGCGCUGCACAUCCUGUCGUCGUGUUAUCGCAUGUCGGAGGUCAUUCAAGAAGGCAUCACCGUCGUGGAAGGCAUCAACAAGUCUCGCAAGGAGAUUCCCGACUUUCACGCCCUCUACCUCUGCCUCCCAACCGAGGAGAAUGUGCAGCGGAUUGUGGACGACAUCACGCCUCGCCCGCUGUACAAGGCGGUGCACAUCUUCUUCCUGACGCCGUGCCCUCAGCCACUGUUGGCAAAGCUUGCCCGCCCACGCGUGGUCAAGCACGUGAAGACGCUGAAGGAGGUGAACAUCCUCUUCAAGCCCAUCGAAGCAAGGGUGUUUACGCUUGACCGCCCAGACGGGCUGUACUCGUGCUACUCGCCGCACGCGCCCGCGUUUGACAUUGACGGCAUCGCCGCGCAGGUGCUCACCCUCUGCGAAACUCUCAAGGAGCGGCCCGUCGUCCGAUGCCCAAGAGCUAGUUCUUCGUCCUUUGUCCUCAUCCUCCCCAUCGCUGCGGUGUGCUGCGGUGUGCUGCGGUGUGCUGCGGUGUGCUGCACAGCGCUUGAUUUGGCAUUUGGUCCGGGACUGGAGGCCUGUGCUCAACUUAGGUUUGGCGCGGCGUGCUUUGACCUGCUGGACAUCAAGAACGGCAUGUACUCGUUCGAGUUCCGCGAUGGUGCGGGGCGCGCGUCGCGGAAGCAAGUUCGGCUGGACGAGAGCGACGACCUGUGGGUUGCCUUCCGCCACCGCCACAUCUCAGAGGUCUUUCGCGAGGUCACGGAGAAGUUCAAGGCAUUCUCGGACGAAGCAAAGCGCACGCAGGGCCUGCCCAAGGGCGAGGCGUCUGAGAGCACGAAGGCGCUGAAGGAUUUGCUCAAGGCGCUGCCACAGCACCGCGAGAAGACGCAGAUGUUCAGCGUACACAUUGACAUGUCCACCAAGAUCAACAAGGCAUUCUCCUCUGCCGUCGAGGAGUGCACGCGCGCAGAGCAGAACAUCCUGUGCCGGGAGGAGCCUGACGGUACGCCGGUGAAAGACGUCAUCAACGAGAUCUCGUCUGUGCUGAUUGACCGCAGUCUGUCCAUUGAGGACCGCCUGCGCUGUGCCAUGAUGUGUGUCCUGGCAAAGGGCGGAACCUCCAAGCGCGAGCUUGACACUUUGCUCGACAACGCAAACAUCCCGGAGCCGCGGAGGGCUGCUGUUACGAACCUGCAUCAGCUGGGCGCGGUCGUGACGACGGACAAAAAGUCCAAGCGGACAAAGCCGCCAAAGCGCAAGCAGCGGUCUGGCCUGUACGACAUGUCACGAUGGACACCGAUGCUCAAGGACGUCAUUGAGGACCUGUGUGACGGCACUCUCCCCACGUCGGAGUACACCGCCAUCAGGAGCCCCGACUCGGUUGUGAGCAAGGGUCGGCGCAAGCAGCACGACGACGACGAUGAUGAUGACGACGACAACGUGCAGUCCAGCCGCGGGCAGUGGGCGCAGGGGAAGAACACGAAGCGCGGGCAGCGCAAGGUGACGGCUUCCAAGACUGGCGGCGCGCACACAGACAGACCCCGGCUCAUCAUCGUUGUCCUCGGGUCAAUCAGCUACUCUGAGAUGCGGUGCGUGUACGAGGUGGCUGAUGCAGCCGGGUGGGACAUCUACAUUGGCUCGCACGGCAUCCUCUCCCCGUCGGAGUUUGUGGAGGCGAUUGAGCAGCUCGACAAGCCCCGCGCUGCUUCAGAGCCAGCUGUUGUGCGCCCUGCCCAGGAGGAUGAGGAGGGCAGCCUGACGUUUGUGCAGGGAAGCAGCACCGCCGUGGCCUCCGUCUGAUGUGCACACACACAUGCACACACACACACGCACAUGCACGCACACACACACACACACACACACACACACACACACACACACACA